This is a messenger RNA of Hyaena hyaena (striped hyena), 674 nucleotides long. It is a transcript of the gene MRPL27, whose product is annotated as mitochondrial ribosomal protein L27. NCBI's taxonomy places the organism in Eukaryota, Metazoa, Chordata, Mammalia, Carnivora, Hyaenidae. The transcript is spliced from 4 exons. The record is from RefSeq and is a predicted model, not a curated record. Gene Ontology annotation, molecular function: structural constituent of ribosome. Bases 24 to 470 code for a protein of 148 amino acids. Gene Ontology annotation, cellular component: mitochondrial large ribosomal subunit; ribosome. Gene Ontology annotation, biological process: translation.
CCGGAAGCGAACGUCCGGCAAAGAUGGCGUCGGCGGCGCUGGCGCUGAGAACGCGGGCGGCUGUUACCACCCUGCUGGGCCCCCCUCAGGCUGCGUCACUUGCCGUGAGAUAUGCAUCCAAGAAGACAGGCGGCAGCUCCAAAAACCUGGGCGGAAAGUCACCAGGCAAACGCUUUGGCCUCAAGAAAAUGGAGGGUCACUACGUUCACGCCGGCAACAUCCUUGCGACUCAGCGCCACUUCCGUUGGCACCCGGGUGCCCAUGUGGGGCUGGGGAGGAAGAAGUACCUGUAUGCCCUUGAGGAGGGGACAGUCCGCUUCACUAAGGAGGUCUAUGUGCCCAGCCCCAGCAACGCGGAGGCUGUGGACCUGGUCACCAGGCUGCCCAAGGGGGCGGUGCUCUACAAGACUUUUGUCCAUGUGGUUCCCGCCAAGCCUGAGGGCACCUUCAAACUGGUAGCUAUGCUCUGAACUCCUGGUCAAGGCCGUUGGACAGAGACUGGAGCCCAGGUGGCAGGAGAGUGUGGUGGCAGCGGAAGUCAAGGGUUGAAGACGAUGCAGCCUGCUGAGGAUGUCUGCUCGGUGGCGAUUGCAGAAGACUCGGAAGUGACUGGCAGGGAAGCCUUUUAGGAGACCUGCCCUGGGGCCGGAAAUAAAGUGUGCCGGAGUCACGAG